AUGUGUAUCUGUUUAGAAUCAAAUGAAACAAGUUUAUUAUCAAAACCAUCUGCACAUGGAAAUAUAGGACUUGAGCGAAGGAUUAUGGGGGAUCAAGAUGAACCAUUUCUAUCGUACACCCGUAUGAACUUGACUGAUGCUGAUAUGGAAAUUGUGGCUUAUUAUUUACUAAAAGAUAAUAAGACGGUCACAGAACUCGACCUUUCCGACAAUCUAAUAGGAGAUGAAGGUGCAAAGUAUCUUGGUAAAGAAUUACAAAAUAACAAAACACUUACACAACUCGACCUUUCCAGCAAUCAAAUAGGUGCGCAAGGUGCAAAGGACCUUGGCGAAGCAUUACAAGAUAACACAACACUCACUUCACUCAACCUCUCUAGCAAUCAAAUAGAAGCUCAAGGUGCAAAGAAUCUUGGUGAAGCAUUACAAAAUAAUACAACACUCACACAAUUCGACCUUUCCAGCAAUCAAAUAGGAGAUCAAGGUGCAAAGGAUCUUGGUGAAGCAUUACAAGAUAACACAACACUCACUACACUCAACCUCGACAAAAAUCAAAUAGGAGAUCAAGGUGCAAAGGAUCUUGGUGAAGUAUUGAAAAAUAAUACAGCACUCACACAACUCGACCUCGCAUAUAAUGAAAUCGGAGAGCAAGGUGCGAAAGAUCUUGGUGAAGCAUUACAAAAUAACACAACACUCACUUCAGUCAACCUCGACGACAAUCCAGUUGGGCUUAUGUGGCGAGAGCACCUUCGUCGAACAGCUUGA
Molecule: messenger RNA, 762 nt
Organism: Adineta steineri
Lineage: Eukaryota; Metazoa; Rotifera; Eurotatoria; Adinetida; Adinetidae
Source: the annotation of a GenBank genome assembly